This is a messenger RNA of Spinacia oleracea (spinach), 1356 nucleotides long. Its product is annotated as isopentenyl phosphate kinase. The coding region runs from base 114 to 1109 and encodes 331 amino acids. Gene Ontology annotation, cellular component: cytosol. The transcript has 12 exons. Gene Ontology annotation, biological process: terpenoid biosynthetic process. The record is from RefSeq and is a predicted model, not a curated record. Lineage: Eukaryota; Viridiplantae; Streptophyta; Magnoliopsida; Caryophyllales; Amaranthaceae. Gene Ontology annotation, molecular function: isopentenyl phosphate kinase activity; kinase activity.
CUAUAGAACAGGGCUCAAGUCCUUUUCAUAUUUCAUUAAACAUUUGAACUGCAUCUCCAGCAAAAAGGAAAACGAGCGAUCCUACAUAAAGCUAACAUCAACAAGCAUCGUCAAUGGAGAAAGAUAAUGCGCAACAAACCCUAACGCCCCUCGAAAAACCACUCCGUUGCAUCGUCAAGCUCGGGGGUGCAGCAAUUACAUGCAAGAAUGAGUUGGAGAAGAUAAAUGAAGAAAAUUUGAAAGCGGUUUCGAUACACUUGAGGGAAGCAAUGAUGUCUGGUGAAGUUGUGGACAUGGAUUGGAGUAAAAGACCCGGGAGAUCAGAUAUUUGUGUAAAUGUAAAUGGCAUUUCAGAUCAGUCAUUGUUGAACUCUAGUAACUUUAUUGUUGUUCAUGGAGCUGGUUCAUUCGGUCAUUUCCAAGCUAGCAAAUCCGGGGUACACAAGGGAGGAUUGGAUCAUUCUCUUGUUAAAGCUGGCUUUGUUGCUACCCGAAUUUCCGUCACAUCACUCAAUCUAGAAAUUGUGAGGGCUCUUGCUCGAGAGGGUAUUCCUUCAGUUGGAUUAUCUCCAUUUUCUGGUGGAUGGACAACGUUACAAAGAAAUGUUGCCUCUGCUGAUAUCGCUACAGUGGCUAAAACUAUUGACCGUGGUUUCAUCCCUGUCCUGCAUGGGGAUGCAGUGCUUGAUCACUCACAGGGUUGCACGAUAUUGAGUGGGGAUGUUAUUAUACGGCACAUGGCAGAACUCCUGAAGCCUGAAUAUGUUGUCUUUCUCACGGAUGUUUUCGGUGUGUACGACCGUCCUCCAUCAGAACCUGGUGCGACUUUGCUAAAAGAAAUAGCUGUUGAUGAAGAGGGAAGUUGGCAUGUUGUGAAUCCUGCCCCCAAAACUAUGAAUGAGAAAGUUGAGAUAACUGUAGCAGCUCAUGACACAACUGGGGGCAUGGUGACCAAAAUAUCCGAAGCUGCAGCUAUUGCAAAACUUGGUAUUGAUGUAUAUAUUGUAAAGGCAGCCACUGAUCAUUCCUUGAAGGCGUUGAAAGGGGAAGUAAAAGGGAACAUUCCUGAUGAUUGGCUGGGUACAGCCAUCCGUUUUAUGAGAAAAUAGUUACAAGCAGCUUGUCAUAUGACACCAGAGGCAUUAUCAUCAUACAUAGUCCGUAAUCUCUGGUAAUCUCUGACUAUCAAAUACCUAAACAAAAGAUCCCUGACUCUGUUUGCAAUUUAAUAACUGGUAGAUCAACCAUUUUUAACAAUAACCCAUUUUUAAUAUUGUAUCAUUCGGCAACCAUUUGCUUUUCUGGAGGAACCAUAACAUGAUUAAUAUGCUUGCAGAGCAGAAUGUUUUUAUUAGA